Branchiostoma belcheri (Belcher's lancelet) is the source of this 1271-nucleotide messenger RNA. Its product is annotated as tripartite motif-containing protein 2-like. The transcript is spliced from 3 exons. Lineage: Eukaryota; Metazoa; Chordata; Leptocardii; Amphioxiformes; Branchiostomatidae. The record is from RefSeq and is a predicted model, not a curated record. Bases 49 to 1017 code for a protein of 322 amino acids. Gene Ontology annotation, molecular function: translation repressor activity; protein binding; ubiquitin protein ligase activity. Gene Ontology annotation, biological process: proteasome-mediated ubiquitin-dependent protein catabolic process; negative regulation of translation; protein polyubiquitination.
GUAACACCGAGCAAUGGCCCCUGGCAGUACAGGUUUAGUGCCACCAAUAUGGUGAUCCGUGUUGGACCGGGAUCUGCUAACCAUAGCAUGAUUCCAGAGUCUACCCAUGGCAGUGCCAUAAAUGCAACAUUCACUGUUGAGCCUACAACUAUUCAACCCAACUCUAGUAACGCUGAUGAAACACCAGAAGGAAUCAUCACACGUCGCAACGUGAUUUUUAGUGUGGGUGGACCAAAUGCGGGAACAUUAUCGUUGAGUGCAAUCGCCGUGUCGUCUGCAAACGAAAUCUUCCUGGCCGAUCGGUAUAACCAUCGCAUACACAUCCACAACAUGGAGGGCGCGUAUCUUGGCAAUUUUCCAACUCUCGUGCCAGGCUAUGCAGUUUAUGUUAGGUCGAUGAUACCACAAGAUAUGUCCAUUGACGGGAAGGACAAUCUGUGGGUGGUAGGGCAUAUCUCGCAGCUAUGCUCUGCAGUUGUACAGUAUAGCAAGGAAGGGCAGGGACUAUCCAUUUUCCAAAAGUGCGGUGAAAGGUACGGAGGAAUCGCAGUAGAUCUUCGCAACAACCACAUCGUUUUGAAACAAGUAAACAAGCUGGAAGUCCACAUAUAUCGUCCCGACGGCUCGCUGGUGAGAAAGAUCGGCGGAAAACAGUUUGCCUAUUCAAACGCGGUCGUUGUCAACAACAUACAUGGAAGCAUCCUUAUGCUGAAAGAAAACACGGUUCGCGUAGUACUAUAUAACCAGUACGGACAGGAUUUCUACAGUUUCGGCAGCCGGGGAAGCGGCGAGGGAGAACUCAUGGUUCCCACCGACAUCUGUACGGACAGUUCUGGUCAAGUUAUCGUAGCGGAGCGAAGAAACAGGCGGGUUUCCGUGUUCACAAGCCGCGGGGAGUUUGUCCGCCAUGUGCGCACUGGACAGAAGAUGGUCAAGCUUGUUGCCGUGGGACCAAAAGGACAGUUGGUCGUGACGUAUCACUUUGAUGACACUGUAACUAUCUUCUCAACGUAUUGAGGAGUUGAAGAAGAGAAAGAAGACGACAAUCAUAUAGAUUUUAGUUCCUAUAUAUGUUUUCAUUAGGUUCUUCUCUACCUCGUAUCAUUUACCCGUUUGCUUUUCUACUGAGUUGCCUAUGUGUAUGUACCAGUUAUGCUACAUGCCGCCGUUGUUAAAAUAUACUUUCAAUGUUGCUACCAUUAUGUAUUACCAACGCAUUUGUAGUCAAACUUCGUAAUUUCGGACAGUGACGUAAAGCCAGUUGUCCCGUG